AUGCCCGCACCGCUAAAGGAACGCAAGGCCGCUACGGACCCUACCAAGAUCUUCCACUACACAGACUUGCAGCGCAAGAAGCCUACCCGCGAGAAUGAUCCUUACUCCUACAUGCAUGGGUGGAACAACAGACACCAGUCCGAGGUCAUCCCUGGAACCCUGCCAGUAGCUCAGAACAACCCGCAGGAAGUCCGUUUCGGUCUCUACACUGAAGGCAUCACCUACAGUGCAUUCGCCGCUCCGCGUGCCCACAACUACAGCACUUAUAUGUACCGUGUGAGGCCCGCAGCAGCCCACAAUGGCUACAAGAAGAUCGUGUCCAGAGCCCACAUACAGAACUGCUUCCUAUCUCUCAACCCCGAGGUCGAGACCCUACCCGAACAAGCAGAAUGGGGACCCUUCCCUCUACCCGAGGACUCGGAAAAGAUAGAUUUUGUCGAUGGACUGCACACUCUGGGUGGCUCUGGUGAUCCCAACUUGAGAGAGGGCAUGGCUCUGUACGUCUAUGCCAUCAAUGCAUCCAUGGACAAGCGAGCAUUCUGCAACACCGAUGGUGACUUCCUCAUCUGCGCUCAACAGGGAAACUUGGAUAUACAGACUGAAUUUGGAAUGAUGUUCCUGCAGCCUGGAGAGAUUUGCGUCAUCCAGAGGGGUGUGAGAUUCAGAGUUGCUCUUGGACCUGGAGUGCAAAAGGCUAGAGGAUACAUCACAGAAAUCUGGGGGAGCAUGUGGGAAUUGCCUGACUUGGGUCCUUUGGGUGGUCACUCACUUGCGAACCCCCGCGACUUCUUGUAUCCGGUCGCUCAUAUCGAUGAGGAUCUGAGCGGAGACUGGGAGGUUGUCAACAAGAACAACGGAAAGUACAACUGCCUGGAGCAGGACCACAGUCCGUUCGACUUGGUUGCAUGGCAUGGAAAUGUCGUUCCUUACAAGUAUGACCUUACCAAGUUCGCUUCCCAGAACGCUACCAGCGUUGACCACACCGAUCCCUCCGUCAACACCGUCCUGACCGCUAAGUCCCGCGACCCCAACGCCCCUCUCGCCGAUUUCCUCUGGUUCGGCCCAAGAUGGGAUGUAGCAUCAAACACCUUCCGCCUUCCCUACUUCCACAGAAACUCGGCCUCUGAAUUCUUGGCUUGCCUUUACGGCGAAGGUCUCGGAAGAAGCGACGACUUCCAACCCGGUGGCGGCAGUUUCGAGGGUGGCCACACACCACACGGUGGAUUUUCAGACGCCUAUGUGGAUGAGAUGCGCAUCCAGGAAAGCGAGCCAAGAAAGAUUCUGGAGAACCAGAUGACCAUAAUGGUGGAGAGUUCGAGGACUUUCUUGUGGACGGAAUAUGCGAGGGUGGGUUGCGGUACCAUCAACACUCGUGGUACGGAUCCCAAGGUUUGGGACACAUUGCCUGAUCGCUUCUCGAACAACCUAGAGGCCAAGGCAUUGAUGAAGAGGGUCAAGGAGGAUAAGAAGUUAAUGGAAGAGAGGAGCAAGGUCUACUAUGAUGAUGCAGCGCUAGAGGAGUUGUUGCAAGGCAAGACGAACGGACAAUGA
Messenger RNA from Aureobasidium namibiae CBS 147.97, 1551 nucleotides. RefSeq names its product Homogentisate 1,2-dioxygenase. The record is from RefSeq and is a predicted model, not a curated record. Gene Ontology annotation, molecular function: homogentisate 1,2-dioxygenase activity. Gene Ontology annotation, biological process: L-phenylalanine catabolic process. Bases 1 to 1551 code for a protein of 516 amino acids. The transcript is spliced from 3 exons. Gene Ontology annotation, cellular component: cytoplasm. NCBI's taxonomy places the organism in Eukaryota, Fungi, Ascomycota, Dothideomycetes, Dothideales, Saccotheciaceae.